This is a messenger RNA of Rhododendron vialii, 588 nucleotides long. RefSeq lists its product as uncharacterized. Bases 1 to 588 code for a protein of 195 amino acids. Lineage: Eukaryota; Viridiplantae; Streptophyta; Magnoliopsida; Ericales; Ericaceae. The transcript is spliced from 2 exons. The record is from RefSeq and is a predicted model, not a curated record.
AUGGUUUCACCGCUAGUUGGGUUUGCAGGUACGCCUGUUUACCCAGCUGGUCAGAUAGCACUACCAAUUACUAUGGGAGAGGAGAGAAGUGAGAUUACGCGUAUGAUUGAUUUCAUAGUAGUCGACUGCCCCUCGGCAUAUAAUGCAAUCCUAGGAAGGACGACUUUGAACAAGAUUGGGGCAAUAAUCUCCACGUACCAUUUGAUGAUAAAAUUCCCAACGUCAGAAGGAGUUGCCUGUGUUAGAGGAGAUCAGAAAGCAGCACGGGAAUGUUACGUUACUUCACUCAGAGGAGCUAACAUCACCAUGAACAUAGAGAGUCUCGACACUCGGGAUGAAGAAAAGCUCCAACAUGGAGAACCCAUAGAAGAGCUUGUGGAAGAACUUCUGGAGCCACGGCAACCAGGAAAGAUAGUGAGAAUUGGAACAGGAUUGAGCACGGCUGCAAAGCUGAACAUUGACCCCACAGUGCGUCCUGUUAAGCAGAAGAAAAUAACCAUUGCUCUGAAACAAAAUGAAGCUGCAGCCAAGGAAGUAGAUAAGCUCAUACAAGCGGGGUCCAUUCGUGAAAUUCUUUACCCCGACUAG